UGUAUUUAUAUCAUCGAUGUAAGCAAAGUAACCUGUAUACGAAAACUGGACAGUGUACUUAUCUAAUUUUAAGAAACAAAGCCGGACUAGAGAAAAUACAAAUGUAACGUCAUUUAGUGCCUUUUAACAAUUACCAAUAUGGGAAUUGAGUUGCUAGCAAAGAAUCAAAUGCACAUUGUGCCGUCAAGUCCUGAAGUGGCUUCUGGUAAGUUCUAUGCAUGUAGCGUUGACGUUUGUGAAGUGGGUAUACAGUUUUGUAACGUCCUUGACAACAGAUGUGUGUAUUGUAGUGACCAUCAUCAAGAUUGUUUCACCAAUGUCCAACAACAGAACUGUACACUAUAUUGCCAGGAUCAAUGGCUUAAAAACUUGAAAGUAGAAUGCAGCUCGCAAGGCCAUGCAGAAGAUAAAUUCAAGAUCCCAUUCAUAGUCACAUCCGUGCUGGUGUUCGUAUUGGGGAUAGUAAUAAUAGUGAUGAUAUUGAAAAUGACUGGGAUCUGUAAUCUUCAACAUCGGGUUUUUAUGGCUAUUAGAAAAAUGUUCAAGAAGAAAACCCAAAGCCAACCAGAUGAGCAUGACAUUGAAGAAAAAAUGUUUGGAGAAGAACAGCAAGAAUCAGUUCAUGAUACAGCAACAAAAGAGAGUAGAAAUAAUGAAAAUGUUGAAAAUGAAGAAAUUCAUGGACAACACCAAAAACCAUCAGAGUCUGAAAUUUCUUUUCACAAAAAUACUCUAAUCAACGAUUCUGAAAAAGUUACGAGUUUGCCAGAUGUUGUGAUAGAACAGCAUCAAGAACCAAACAAAUUUCGACCAGAACCAAAGACUGAUCGCCCGUCUGUAAAGAAACAAGAUUCUGUUGAGUAUCCUAUCUCAAAAACGUCACACGUAUCAGACAGUGAAGAUGAGACAGAACUUCUAAAAAAACAUAAUGACGCAGGAAUUGUUUAUCAACGGACAGAAAGUCCAACUGUCCUCAAUUUGCCUCAUGGAGAAUUACCCACAAUGUCAAGUCGUGGCAGUUACCAGGCUUUCCUUCAUUCAAACCAAUCUACAGAUGAUGGUUAUGUAACACACGGAUUUAAACCACAAAACUGAUUUUAAGUAAAUCAUAUAUGUAUUGUAUGACACCCCUAACACACUCGGAGCCCAGAGUGUUGAUAUACAAAUGUACUUUGACUGUGGGAUAAACCCAAUCAUUAUCCGAUUAUAGAUAUUUGACAUUUUGCAAGUCAUGACCUAUAAAUAUCUACUUACGUCAAUAAUUUCCAUAUUAAACUAUUUAUAGAUACUACCCGUAUAUAUAAAUUUUAUAAAGUCAUUCUAUUCUUCUAUAUUUUUUUCUCUGUGUAAUAUUGUGUCAAUGAUCUUAAAACAAUAUGGAUAAAAUGAAAGGUAAAAUUUAUAAAUCUUAUCUACAUGUUCACAAUGUACUGUAAAUAACAUUUUCUUACAGGGUAUAAUUUAUGUACGGUUUAAACCUAAAAUGAAUUUCAUGUAUAGUAAUAUUUAGAAUGAACUUAAACUUAACCAUUAGCUUUGAAUUUUAAUUUGAAUAAAAGCAAUAUCAUAACAGACACUAAAAUUUGUUGUUUAUGAAAGAUAAGUGUUAAUAUAAGAAAUAAAAAUAAAUUAAUACUUUGCUAAUACAGAAAAAUAGAUCAACAUACGGUUAUUCUUAAAAUAGAACAAACUAUUUAUAUACUAUUGAUUUAUAUACCAUUGUACUAUGGACAAAGAAAACUUUAUUUAUUCGUUAAAUGUCUUGAUUAUUAAAUACAUGUAUAAGCGUUAA
Molecule: messenger RNA, 1792 nt
Organism: Ruditapes philippinarum (Manila clam)
Lineage: Eukaryota; Metazoa; Mollusca; Bivalvia; Venerida; Veneridae
Exons: 4
Coding region: 139-1095 (318 amino acids)
Source: RefSeq, a predicted model, not a curated record